Messenger RNA from Akanthomyces muscarius, 1740 nucleotides. RefSeq lists its product as uncharacterized. Gene Ontology annotation, molecular function: calcium:proton antiporter activity. Gene Ontology annotation, cellular component: fungal-type vacuole membrane. The coding region runs from base 1 to 1740 and encodes 579 amino acids. The record is from RefSeq and is a predicted model, not a curated record. The transcript is spliced from 3 exons. Gene Ontology annotation, biological process: calcium ion transmembrane transport; intracellular calcium ion homeostasis. Lineage: Eukaryota; Fungi; Ascomycota; Sordariomycetes; Hypocreales; Cordycipitaceae.
AUGAGCUUCAACACCUACAACAUCAAGCGCAUUGCGCACAACGUCAGCCGCUCAAGCACCGACCAGACUUGGAAUCCAUUCCGCCAUGUUGCCUGGAAUCAGAGCCGCAGAGGCACAUGGGCGCCCGAUCGCAACGACCGUGACCUAGAAGCCGAUGGCGACGGAUCCGGUCUCAGCCACGCCGCCACUGCGCCUCAACAGAAGACACGUUCGGCCACGACCGACCCGAACCAAGAUCCCGAGCUUACUCAAGUCGCCGAGGAGAAAUCAAUCGGCACCGAUCACACCGCCGCCAAUGGCGUGGCCGGCGCCAAUGCGGCCGGCGUCAGAAACCGCAAGCCCGAGGACGGACCCUCCCGAGUCAUGAGCAACAACCAAGAGGAAGAUGCGGAUGACAGCAAAUCGAAAAAGGUCAAGACGAAUGCGCUAUAUCGUCCCGUCCAUCCCAGACAUCCCUUCACCGUCGCCAACCAGCUACAGCGCACAUUCCUCAACUCUUGGAUCAAUAUUUUGUUGUUUGCCGCCCCCGUCGGCAUCGCCCUCAACUAUGUCAAGAGCGUCAGUCCGACCAUCGUCUUUGUCGUCAACUUCAUUGCCAUUAUUCCUCUCGCUGCUAUGCUGAGCUAUGCCACCGAAGAAAUCGCCCUUCGCACUGGUGAGACCCUCGGAGGUCUCAUCAACGCCACCUUUGGUAAUGCUGUCGAACUCAUCGUCGCCAUCAUUGCUCUUAUCAAGGGCGAAAUUGUUGUCGUGCAGACGUCGCUCAUUGGCUCCAUCCUGUCCAACCUUUUGCUUGUCAUGGGCUUUUGCUUCUUCUUUGGCGGCCUGCGCCGCACGGAGCAACACUUCAACACCACCGUCGCCCAGACUGCUGCGUCUCUCCUCGCCCUUGCCGUCGCCUCCGUCAUUGUGCCGACUGUCUUUGAGCUCAAGACCAAUGCGGCGCAGACGGAAAUCGCCAAGCUCUCUCGCGGCACGGCCGUCAUCCUGCUGCUCGUUUACUUUGCCUAUCUCUUCUUCCAACUGCAUACCCAUCUCGACGUUUUCAAUGAACAGAGCAAAAAGGUUGCUGCUCGGCCGUGGACUCAUGGACAGAGCAUCAAGGAAGGCUUUUCUCACAUGCCUGGUGCUAGUGCCCUUAUGCGUCAUGGCCAUGCCAGCUCCAGCCAAGAAGAACAGAACCUGGCCGCGAUGCCGCUUGAGGACCGCACUCCUCCCGAAGAAGAGGAGGAAGACGAGUCAGAUGACCCUCAGCUGCACUUUUUCGUCGCCAUUGGCACCCUUCUUGGCUCUACCGUCAUUAUUGCGCUCUGUGCCGAAUUCAUGGUCGACUCGAUUGACCACCUGACCGAGACCACGGCUCUGCGAAAGGAAUUUGUCGGCCUCAUUCUGCUGCCCAUUGUUGGCAACGCCGCUGAGCACGCCACUGCCGUGACCGUCGCAGUAAAGGACAAGAUGGAUCUUGCCAUUGGUGUCGCAGUCGGCUCCAGCAUGCAGGUUGCUCUCUUCCUCAUCCCUCUCCUCGUCAUCAUCGGUUGGGGUCUCGGAAACAAGUACAUGGACCUGAGCUUGGACGAGUUCCAGGUAGCCGUCAUGUUUGUUGCCGUGCUUCUCACAAACUACCUCAUUGGCGAUGGCAAGAGUCACUGGCUGGAAGGCUUCUUGCUAAUAUGUCUCUACGCCAUUAUCGCCACUUGCACAUUCUUUUAUCCCGACUCCGGCGAUGGUCGCACCGGUUAA